UUAGUUUUUAUUUUGCGACUCCGCAUGAGUAAUUCGAGUAACGAAAAUGGCUACCACUUAGCAAGUUGGAUUUUUGGAUUUAUUUGUGAUGUCGCGACUGGCAGAUUAUUUUGUAAUUGUUGGAUAUGAUCACGAAAAAGAAAGAAGUGGAAGCAGCUGCGGUAAAAUCCUGCAGAGGUUCCCAAGAACAGACUGGCCCGACUGCCCAUUCACUCCAGGAAUAGAACUGUUCUGCCAGCCGACAGGAUGGGUGCUCUCCAGCCAGCGACAACAGCCCACGUUCUUCGUGUCCGUCCUCACAGACAUCGACGCCGACAGACACUACAGUGCCUGUCUCACUUUCUACGAGCCCGUUGCAAGGACGACAAAGCCUGAUGACGAAGACCUUGACGACCCCGACGUGAUCAUUCCCCAUCACUCACAGAUGUUCGCCCCCAAGAGUCUUGUACUCAUCACCAGACAUUUUUAUUUUGACACAUUUAGAAAUUGUCUCGGUAUCAUCUACACUGCAUACAUGGACCACCUGCCAGUGGAGAUGGAGACACUGGUGGGGAACAUCCUUGGCUGUGUACAUAGCCCGCCUCCUGGGGGCCCCCAGUACCGGUUCUCAAUCGGGGCUGGGGACCGACAGGCCCUUCAGCCCCCUCUCUGCUCCACCAUACCCUCCACACACGAUGCUGUAGCCCUGCUGUUUGACCAGCUGGGUGUACAAAAUGUGAUCAAUGUGUACGCCUUGUCAUUGACGGACCACAAAAUUCUCUUCCACUCACAGAGCUUCAUCCGACUAACAGAGGCCAGUCAUGCUCUAGUCUCUUUGCAGUACCCUCUCAAAUACACGUAUGUGUACAUACCCAUACUGCCGUCACCACUUAUUGAGGUGCUCAAUACACCAACACCGUUCAUCGCCGGCGUACACUCAAUACACAGAGAGGAGAUCAGAGAUCUGCUGGAUGUGGUUAUCAUCGACCUUGAUGGGGGCAGUGUUCACAUCCCCGAGUGCGUGGUGCUACCUUCCAUACCCGAGCCCGUCCUCUCAAGGACUAUUAGGGCUCUUCACAUGAUUUUACAUCAAGAUCUGUUGAUAGCAGAUCAUGCAUUUCCCCCUUCCCCGUCCAAGAAGUCAGUUCCACCGGAACAAAAGGACAAGGAAAUCCGCGCUGUGUUCAUCCGCCUGCUUGCCGAGCUACUUACUGGCUACCGAUCCUGUCUCGCACUCAUCCGCAUUCAUCCAGAACCAUUCAUCACAUUUCAUAAAGCCAGUUUUCUAGGGCACAAAGGGUUGGUAGAAGAUGACUUCAUUCUCAAGGUGUUGUCGGGCAUGAGUUUUAACACGUUUGUCUCCGAGAGGGGACCGCCGUACAGAGUCUGUGAUAUAUUUGAUGAGGUGUAUGCGACUAUGCAAGAUGACCUAAGGGAAGAGAAGGCUGACCCAAGUAAAACCAUCCACAACGUGAAACAACUUGCUCAACAACUGCAUAAUAAUGAAGUUCCGAAUCCUCAGCCGUAUGUUCAAAAGGUGCCAAAGCCAACGGAGGGCUCGUACGCCCGAAUACACCAGCCCACCUUCCCAACCCUGGAUGAGGAUAAAGUCAACGCUAUCAUAGAGGAUGGAAUCUCAAAACAAGCCAAAAAUAACAAAGUAACGAAUGGGCGUUCCCAGAAACGAAUAGUUCCGAUGGGUCCGGCUAUAUCGACGGUGGGGGACCGACAGAAGAUAGUGGACAACAAUGCACGGCGGUUAGAGGUUCUCAGGAAUUGUGUCAACUUCAUCUUCGACAACAAGAUCUCAGAUGCCAGGAUUAUAUUUCCUGCGGUGGUGCGCUCGUUGAAGAGUAAGGUGGCGCGUAUCGCUCUGACCCAAGAGCUGGGUCAUCACAUACAGAGUAAUCGUGCCAUGUUGGAACACCAGCAGUUUGACCUUGUAGUCAGGCUCCUAAACUGUGCUCUACAGAACGACUCUUCCAUGGACGAGAAUGGUGUUGCUGCCAGUAUACUUCCUUUAGCUACCUCAUUUUGUCGGAAACUGUGUACUGGUGUGAUCCAGUUUGCAUACACUCUGGUGCAGGACCAUGCUGUGUGGGGGAACCAGCAGUUCUGGGAGGCAGCCUUUUACCAGGAUGUGCAAAAGGACAUCCGCCAGCUGUACGCCCCCCAGUACGAGGAGCACAUCAUGGUACGCUGGAGACGCGAGGGUUCCCGCCACAGACAUAGUAUGGAACUAACAGCAGUGCAGACACAGACCCCGGAGUCGAAGCGGCGGUCUGUGAGUCCAUACAAGCAGAAGGAGAUAGGGGCACUGGAGAUCGCUGCAGAACAGUUGCGUAUCUGGAGCACAUUGUCUGAGGGACAACAGCAGGAGAUGAUAAACAAUGAAGAGUCAACAGUGUACAGUCAGGCCAUACACUAUGCCAACCGCAUAGUCUACAUGCGGGUACCCCUUGACUGCUCAAAGUCAUUGAAAAAUACUGGGCUGGAUGAUGACACAAAAAGCAAUAGCAAUAUCACUGCCAGUCUGGCCGAGAGUGACAGUGUAGAUGCAGAGAGUGGUUUUGAUGAGACGGAAGAAGGAGGCAAUGUUGUGCCGGAUGUUAUCCGCUUCGUUACUCGGUUUGUGGACAAGGUGUGUCGCGACAGCUGCGUCACUGAUGGCCACAUCAAGUCUCUACAUCAGAUGGUACCAGGUGUUGUAGCAAUGCACGUAGAAACUUUAGAAGCUGUCAGCAGAGAAGCAAAGAGACUACCUCCCAUACAGAAGCCUAAGAUCCUGACACCUGCGCUGUUUUCGGGCGAGGAGAUAGUGAUGGAAGGGCUACGCGUGUACCUGCUGGCGGACGGGCGAGAGGAGGGGACAGGAGUCACCAUGGGUGGCCCCUCCCUGCUCCCUGCAGAGGGCGCUAUUUUCCUCACCACAUACAGGAUAAUCUUCAAGGGCAUACCCUGUGAUCCACUGGCUUGUGAGCAGGUGAUAAUGCGAGCCUUUCCCGUCUCCACAUUGACAAAGGAGAAGAAAAUGAAUGUGCAAUACUUACCACACCUAAACCAGUGGUUACAGGAGGGGCUGCAACUUCGAUCUAACAUCUUCCAGCUGCUAAAGAUAGCAUUUGAUGAGGAGGUUGUUGCUGACAAUGUGGAGACGUUCCGUAAGCUUAUGAACAAGUGUCGCAAUCCGGCCACCAUCUUCAACAGCUUUGCUUUCACUGGCCUCACCAUCGCCCAGCCUGCAACCAUGCACAAACAGAAGGAAAAGAACAAAACACUCAGACACUAUGCCAAGAAGACUCUGUUGAAGACUGCCAAAAAGGCUGGAAUAAAGACAAAGCAGAGUUCGCGGCAGAAGACCAAGUAUGUCCUGCCAACCCAGCAGUAUGGACGCAGCCUCACCCCAAGGUCAUCUGAUAGUGAAUCUGAGGGUGGCAGACCUGGCAGUGAAAUAUUUGAUGAUCUCUCUAUUGUGGAUGAAAAUGAGUUUGAGUCGAGUCUGUUUGCCGACCCAAAGAACCUGGAGAAGUUACUGGAGAAGCCUGGUUACCAUGACUACAUCCGCCUGGGGCUGGGCAGUCUGUCGCUCACAGCUACCAGGGAUAGGUCAGCGUCCGAGCCUUUCAGAAUUUCAUCAGUGAAUGCUCACUACUCUGUAUGUAGAAGCUACCCGGCUUUGCUGGUUGUUCCCCAGUCAGUAUCAGAUGAUAACAUUCGACGCUUUGCCAGAACACACAGGCAGUGCAGAUUCCCAGUGAUAACAUGGCGUCACAGUCGCACGAAGGCCCUGCUGUUACGUGCAAGCAGCUUCCACAGUAGAGGCCUCAUGGGCAUGCUAAAACAUAACACAUCAACAACUUCUGCAAGUGGGGAAUCCACCUCCAGCCUGGAACAGGAGAAGUAUUUCUCAGUACUGGUGGCGGCCACCCCCAACAGUGCGCGGACGGGCUCCUACAAGACAUCGUUCAGUGACUCUCUAGACUCCCUCGACAGUCUUGUCAUGUCCGGUGCCACUGGAGGGUCUCUCGCUAUCCCAGAGUCCUCCGAUACCUUCCGCAGACCUGCCAAAACUGGAAAGUCAUCCAGAAGUAGUUUAAAGCUAAAAGGUCAAUCUGGGAACGGAGAUUUUGUGGCCCUGCACCUCUCAGGGGAUGCAACUCCCAACACCAUGAGACGCAGUAUGUUCGCACGGGCAGUUAAUACCCUCCGUAGCAGCGGGGGCAAGGGACAUAACCUGGGCAAGAAAAAGCUAUACGCGAGUUUAGAGGUUUUAACCCUGCCAAGGAGACCAAGAAGAAAUUAUUUUUCAACACUGACCCGUAUAGGAAGUACUAAGGAGCCCCCGCGGACAGCAACACUGAACCCAGCGAGGUUCUCCCAGCCCAACGGGGAGGUGGAGCGGGCAGGGGACCUCAUCAGUAACUCCAUGCAGGGCCUCAAGAAAGUCUCCCUUUAUGUGCUUGGGGAAAAGGCUCAAAUGAAGGGAGUUAAACUGGAGUCAUUUCCGAAGUGUGACUUCAUCCCAGUAGACUUUUACGAGGUUCGUCAUGUGAAGGCAAGUUUCAAGAAAUUGAUGAGGGCAUGUGUACCAAGCUCCCCACAUGGGCCGGACGCUUCCUUCCUGAAGGCUAUAGAGGAGUCUGGAUGGCUGCCACAGCUCCAGAACAUCCUGCAGCUGGCAGGUGCAGCAGUGGACCUGCUGGAUGUGCAGGGCUCCUCGGUGAUUAUCUGUCUGGAGGACGGCUGGGACAUCACCACCCAGGUAGUGGCUACUGCCCAGGUUCUUCUGGACCCAUACUAUCGCACCCUGGAUGGCUUUCGGGCCCUCAUAGAAAAGGAGUGGCUUUCCUUUGGGCAUCGCUUCACCCACCGCAGUAACCAGACACAGGCAAACCAGGCCAGCGGCUUUGCCCCAAUCUUUCUACAGUUCUUGGAUGUUAUCCAUCAGAUACAUCAGCAGUUCCCACUAUCAUUUGAGUUCAACCAGUACUUCCUCAAGUUCCUGGCCUACCACUAUGUGUCAAACCGGUUCCGCACCUUCAUGCUUGACAACGAGCUGGAGAGAAUGGAAGCUGGUUGGCUGCUGGAGGAGAAAAAGCCUCACCGAUUGGAUGAGCUGGAUGAAGAGGCAGGGUUUUCUCAGAAACACUUUGGACAGCAGGGCGGGCUGGGAACGCCAAUCUGGGACUACAUAGACAAGCACCACCGUAAAACCCCGCUAUUCCAUAAUUUCAUGUUUAGUCCUGCUGAUCAAGAAAUGGUUUUACGUCCUUACUCCAACUUGUCCAAUAUGAAGAUCUGGGACUACUACCUAACAGAGGACCUUGCCCACGGACCCUCGUAUGACAUUGAGGUGGCUCAGCGGGAAAUCUCCCAGAACGAGGAUACAGACAGCCUGGAGAUGCCCGGGCAUAUGGUCAGGAAGAUUAUUAAUGGCUGCUAUGACAACAUCAUGUUGCAACAGCCUGAUCACUUCCAAUGGCAGUUUCAGGAAAUCCUAAAACUAGAACGAGACCUCGGUCAUCUGCCGCGAAAGUGGAAGACCUUUUGGGAUCGGCUGCAAUCACCCGCUCGGGACCCGUCCUCCCUUCCACGAGACAUGCAUGCUCGCUCCCAUGGGCGCUCAAUCCACAAGCGGUCCACACUCGAAAUCUUAGUGAAAGGAAAGAUUCUAGGGGAGGCAGCACGGAGCUUUGCCCAGCCACACAGAUUCGAGGAGCUCACAUACACCACUGCCGUCAACUGUGACCUCUGUGGCGAGAUCCUCUGGGGUCCUGUCAAACCAGGUCAGCACUGUGUAGAUUGUGGAUACAAGUGCCACGAGAAGUGCAUGUCCAAUGUUCCCCGUAAUUGCACAAAGCUGAAGGCCAUCAGUGAUGUGUCCACAAGCAGCUCGAGUAUCUCGAGGCCUAGUAUCUCUGAGACAAGCUCCACUCACGGACAGCAGGAUAGAGUAAUGACAAUAACACCAAGCCAGAUCUAUGAACAAUUUACCCCAAGCUCAACAGAGCACCGCACACAUGAGGGUUAUCUGUACAAGAGAGGGGCACUACUCAAGGGGUGGAAACAGCGCUGGUUUGUCCUCGACUCCAUGAAACAUCAGCUACGAUGGUAUGACAGUAUGGAAGAUUCGACAGCCAAGGGUUUUAUCGAUCUCUCUGAGGUCGAAUCGGUUCGUCCAGUCGGCAGCAAACAUGUACAAGGGGCCCCUAAAAAGGCGGAUGAAAGUGGCUUCUUUGAGAUGAAGACCACCCGGCGGCUGUACCAUUUCCUGGCCUCAGAUUCACGUGUGGCACACGAGUGGAUUGACAAAAUACAGGGGUGUAUACAGUAGUGGGAAUAGCAACCUAGGAUAACCAAUUCUGUACAUAGACUUCACUAGAGAUUACUGUUUUUAUCGUAAUGUGUCUUCCUGCUUGAAGGCAGCAGACUGCUUGCAAUUCUGUGCUCUUUUGUGUAUUGUUUUCUUCAAGGAAGAUGUUGCUUGCUUAGGAUCCAUCAGUCAUAUGAUGUGUAUAUUUUUGGACAUGAAGGACUCAUGGAAUAUCAAACUGGCAUUACCAGUAUCACAUGUGUAAGAAAGAGCUUUACUGCAACACACAGUUCACAUGCAUGAUGGAAGAUGCCCAUCAUUUGCUGCUUGAGGAUUGUGCCAACCGCUUUGGCUUAUACUAGUUUAUUUUAGCUUGAUUAUGCAGACAGCUGAAAGCUGAUAUAAUUCACUGUCUUGUCUGUUUCGUGGGCAGAAACCAGGAUUGCAUCCAUUUUGAAAUGUCAUUAGAAGUGCUCCUGGUGGGAAUCGGACUCGCAAUCUCAUGGGUGGGAGACGAACACCUAGACCACUCCUACUCUCAUUCAUAAAUAGUUUAUAGAUAGGUGUCAGCUGUCUUUAAUGUUUGAACUGUUACCAGCACCAUUAACUGUUUUUCAAUGCUGCAAGUGUCCAUGGCUUUAGUUCCACAGAGAUUAGGGUUAUACAUGACAGCAAUGACAUGUUACAGCUUAAUCAGUUGAAGUUUUGUAUGUUCUGUCUAUAAUCCACAUUGCAUGUAUACAAAUCACUGCAUUGACAGACUCAGUGAAACUGGCCCGUUGAUUUGUUUGUCAUAAGGUAGUGCUAUAAGCGACCAUUUUAAUGCCUUUUUUUACCAUGACAGUAAUGCAUAUUGGCAUGAGAAAGAUAUUUAUAUAAGUAAUUGUUGCAUAAUAUGACAUUUCUGACGAUUUAAAUUGGAAAACAAAUCCAUAUUAAAGAAUGAUGCAAAGUGGCAUUUUGAGCAAAACCUUUACUUUCUAUGACACUGUAAGAUUUUGUAUUGCAUAGGAUUUCAGCUCUAUUAUUUAUUUACAUAUAACCAACAAAUGUGUAUAUACAUGUAUGUUUGUAAUUGCAUUACAAUUUUAUGUUAAUGUUUUAAGUUUAUGCAAUAUAUCAUUUUAUGGUGGUGAAGUGCAAUAUGAUAGGAGUCAAGGAGCCCAGGUGUUUAUGUGUAUAUAAAAGAGUGAUGUGUCCUGGGAGUGUAUUCUGAACCUGGACCCUACUGAUAACAGUGUUAGUUGGCUUAUUGUUUAGAAAUGAAUACAUGUAUAUCAUGACUGCAGGCGCCUUGUUUCCAUUUCAUGGUUUCUAGGUUUUAAAAUGUUUGUGUAAAUUCAACAAUUUUUACAUACCAUUAUCUUUUAAAAAGGAUGCUUUACAUUAUACAGAAUUUCUCUCACAUUGACACAUUGUAUACUAGUAAUCAAAUUAUUUUGAUAGAUAUUAAAGUCAUAAAAUCCUUGAUAGUUAUUACAGCAUUUAGAGUACUUACUAGUAAUGUGUAUACUACAACAUUGAUAAGAAGGGUUCUCCUUGUUUAUCAUUGCAUAUAAUGUUUGUUCAUAAAGCAUUACCCCAUGUGUACAGUCCAAGCUAACAUUGGGAAAAGGUACUUGUGUAUGUACAGUCCAUCCAAGCUCACUUUGGGAAAAGGGCAUUUUGAGCUGUCAAGAAAGCUGAGUGAUUGUGUGUCUGUGUCCUUGGUUUCACCACAUUUUCCUUUGCCAUAAUUAAAAAGCGAUCAAGAUAUUCAAAUGAAAUAUACCAGAAAAAUUUUGCAUAUAAAAGGAAAGACCGAUCAUUUUGGCUUUUUAGUUAUGGCCCGUGUUGGAUUAAAACCUGACAAGUGUUUGCUCUGGGACAAUCUCGGUUUAGUAAUGGGUUACAAAGCACAGGCUUUUGUUUUAUUGCAUUAUGUUAAUGCACAUUGCAUUUAAAUGCUAAAUAUCAUCAUCAAUUGUCUAGAAUUCUGGUGCAAACCAGUAUGAUUUGUGAAUCCAUGCUAUCAUGGGCCAACUGUAUGUACCAUGUACCUUUGAUCUGUGAGUUCCCACUUAUAAUCACAGUUCUUUCCCUGACAAGGUGGAGCUUAGUAUUGGUAGAUAUUUUUUUAUUCUUCAAUGAUAUUGUACAUUUUGCAGGAGUACUUUUAAUAUUACUUCAUGGUGUUUAUUAUUAAUGGCAUCUUUAUUUUAAAUAUGAAUGUCUGAAUUGACAGUAUUUUAUUUUUUAAACAAUACUCUUAUAAAAAUAUAUUGUCACUUGAAAAAAAGAAGAUUUUUUUGAUAAAUAACACCAUUCAUGAUUCUUCCUAGAGGAAGUGAACAUGAGUUGGGAAUAAACAUUCACUCUAUGGUAUUACUUUUUAAUUUCUAUGAAGCUUUGUCAUCCCAAGUUCAUACUAGUUAAUGCCUGAAUAUAUGAUUUGAUGGCUCAUGACAGCGAUAUCCAUGACAACAUUUGAGGUCUUGUAAUGAAAAGUUUUGUCAAAAUUUGUUUACAUGUAUGCACAUGAGAAUUCUGAAUCCUGAUACAUGUAUGAACUGAGUGCCCUUCUCUGGUAUCUAGCACCUUCAUAAAACCUGCAGUAGAAUAUAUGUAUGUUGUGUUAGCAUUUGUAAAAUUGUGUAUGUCAUUAACAUUAUUUAAUAACUAAAUGCAAUCAUUAAAAAUAAAUGUUGACAAAUUA
Messenger RNA from Mya arenaria, 8987 nucleotides. Its product is annotated as myotubularin-related protein 13-like. Bases 89 to 6313 code for a protein of 2074 amino acids. Lineage: Eukaryota; Metazoa; Mollusca; Bivalvia; Myida; Myidae. The transcript is spliced from 42 exons. The record is from RefSeq and is a predicted model, not a curated record.